Messenger RNA from Camellia sinensis, 626 nucleotides. Lineage: Eukaryota; Viridiplantae; Streptophyta; Magnoliopsida; Ericales; Theaceae. The record is from RefSeq and is a predicted model, not a curated record.
UCCCGAUGAUGAGGCCUGCCGGUAUGUCAUCCUCGGGCCAGGCCCGGGCUCGGGCUGCAGACGCCUCUUCUACUAGCAGGGCUGGUACAUCUAGAGGUGGGGGUAGACCGGUUCCUCCGACUCCGUCGACUUAUCCUCAUCUUGGAUGGCCAGAUAUGCCUACUGAGUUGAUGGCGUGGCAGUAUGGGGCUAUUUCUCCGACCCCGAUCCCGCUAGAGCCUCCGAUGCCCAGUGAUCGAUACGCCAUUGAUCCUGAUUCACCGCUGCCAUCGCGAGGGUACACGGAGGAGGUGGUUGGACUGGUGGCCACACUCGAGGGCAUGGUCCUGCGUAGGGAGGCACAGUUGUCUGUCGCGGGCAUUCAGAUGCCUUCAUGGUCCAGUCAGCCACAGGCCAGGCCAUCUGGGCCUCCUUGGGGAGCUGGGCUAUCUGGGCCAUUUCACGGAGUUGGGCCAUCCGGGCCUUUUCAGGGGCCUGGGCCAUCCCGGCCUUUCCGAGGAGCCGGGCCAUCUAGGCCUUUUCGAGGAGCUCGAGGAGGGCCCAUCCGCAGAUACAGGGCUCAUGUCGGAACCCCAGUGACCACGUUUGUACUGGCGGCCAGGAAUGUCCCAUUGACAUUCAGUUGA